Molecule: messenger RNA, 1674 nt
Organism: Oikopleura dioica
Lineage: Eukaryota; Metazoa; Chordata; Appendicularia; Copelata; Oikopleuridae
Source: the annotation of a GenBank genome assembly
AUGCUGAAGAGGAUCGCCAGGAUAUUUUUCUUGGUGGUCUCGGUCGAUUGCAUUAAAAAUACCUCACAAAAGAUUACUUGCAGUAAUUACAAGCGAAUCCUGAGUGCGUCAUUGGCGACUGCAAAAGACCUUCCUUUAUACGAGAGAACUUACAAGUACUGCUGUGAAUUGUCGAAAACGCAAAGCUCGGAUGAAGAGCAGCGGAUCAUACUCCCUUCCAUCCCUCCAACUGCCAAAUACCGAGCUUUCCCAGUCCCCCAGCAGUCGCCACAAAGAGAAAUGUGGCGCGCACGGUUCCAGCUUCAAAGUCCAAAACCGUCGAAAAAUCCGAAAAAUAAGGCGAAAACUGUACAUAAAUGCAAGUGCGACGAAGGUUGGAGAGGAAAACGCUGCACUAAGGAGCGCAAGAAGAAGAAAAAGAAGCAAAAAUCAAAAUGUAAAAACGGCGAAGAGAGUUUUCUGAACGGUAGGAGCAAGUGCAUUUGCUUCAGCGGUUUCAAAGGCAAACGCUGCGGGAAGCGCGUUUCCAAUGAUGUCAUAAGCUACGACCCUUCCUCGUACUACUCCUCUUCGAGCGUUUCGUAUCAAGACAGCGAAGGAAACUUUUACGAUUCCGGAAGUCAUCGGCCGACAAAGUGCUCGUACGGCAAUCCGGAUCGACACUCUACCACUUGCUGGAACGUGCGUGUGGAAAGCAAGGGAAGAAGGAAAAAACGCCAGCUCAAGAAAUUUCGAGUUACGUGCCCUCUUCAUUCCUGCGCCGCGCAGCAAAUUCCAAAGGGCGAAGAGAAAGACAAAGAGAUCCAGGCGGAAAUAUCGACAGAAUCGCCGCUGGAAUUGACCGUGAAGACAGGAGUAAUCGAAAAACAUACGACGGAGAAGCCACUGCAAACAACGCAUAAAACUUCUACGACUUUACCGUCUCCAACAAUUCUUGUAACUACCAGCUCCAGUAGACCUAAAACUACAACUACCGAAAAGCCAACAACCAAAAAGUCGACAACAACAACGACAACCACCACAAAAACUACGAUAAAAACGACUUCCACUACUUCAACUUUCAAAAAAUCAACAUUAAAAAGGACUUCAACGAAAAGUCCAAUUGUCGAAAUCGAAAAACUCUUCACAAAAGCGACGCUGCCCCCUGUUGGAGAGAUCAACAUCGAGUCCGAUAGCACGGAUGCGGAAGAGAAAUCACCGGAAGGGGAGCAAGGUCCGAUCUACACAGGCCGCAAAAACAAAUUCCGCCUCCUGCAGAAAAACAUGGCUGAAAAUCCAGAGUUUUGCGGGGCAGGAGAAUUGGAAAUCAGAACAAAGCGAUCAAGGAAGUGGUUUCGCUGCUUGUGCCCGGCUCACAUGGAGGGGCGCAACUGCGAGCAUCAGCUCAACUACUGCAGACUCUAUUACGCGCAAUAUCAAAAGCGCCCAUGCGAGCACUACUGCGAAAAUGACGCGCGGUCUUACUACUGCGCGUGUCACAGCGGAUUCAUGCUCGCCGAAAACGGCUACAGUUGUGAAGGGAUUGUAAAUCGCUGUUUAAAAAUAGCACCAGCAGAUUAUACAAGCACUAGCAAAUACAAUCCCUUUGAUAGUUUCAGAGCUUCCGAUUUCUACAAAAAACUUCUGGCCGACGAAAGUGAGUCGCUCUACCGCGUUUCCCGUGGGGAGCGCUGA